AUGACCGACUUUCCUUUGAGAUCAAUCCUCCACAGCCCUGAUGCUUCUCAGCGACUCAUGAAGUGGGCUAUAGAGCUAAGCCAAUACGACCUCCUCUACCGACCGAAGACUGCAAUAAAAGCUCAAGCCUUAGCAGACUUUGUUGCAGAAUUCACACCAUCAGCCGAAGAAGAGAAGCUGGUUAGCAAAAAGAAGGAAAGUUCGAGAGCGAACAAGACCUCUACUGAACUUGACCAACCCAGAGACAUGUGGCAAUUGCGCGUAGACGGAGCGUCGAACUAG
This is a messenger RNA of Prunus armeniaca (apricot), 282 nucleotides long. The record is from the annotation of a GenBank genome assembly. NCBI's taxonomy places the organism in Eukaryota, Viridiplantae, Streptophyta, Magnoliopsida, Rosales, Rosaceae.